CUGCACUACGGGACCCUCCUGGGCAGCAGAGCUUGUGUCCACAUGGCAGCAGCUGCCUGGGCCACUGGGUUUCUCCAUGCUCUGCUGCACACGGCCAAUACAUUUUCACUGCCCCUGUGCAAGGGCAAUGCCCUGGACCAGUUCUUCUGUGAAAUCCCCCAGAUCCUCAAGCUCUCCUGCUCACACUCCUACCUCAGGGAGAUUCGCCUUAUUGUGAUAAGUGUCUUGCUAAUAUUCGGGUGUUUUGUGUUCAUUGUGGUGUCCUAUGUGCAGAUAUUCCGGGCAGUGCUGAGGAUCCCCUCUGAGCAGGGUCGGCACAAAGCCUUUUCCACCUGCCUCCCUCACCUGGCCGUGGUCUCCCUGUUCCUCAGCACUCUCAUGUUUGCCCACCUGAAGCCCCCCUCCAUCUCCUCCCCAUCCCUGGAUCUGGUGGUGUCUGUUCUGUACUCAGUGGUGCCUCCAAUUGAUCCCAUCUUGCCCCCAGAAGAGUAA
Messenger RNA from Columba livia (rock pigeon), 492 nucleotides. Its product is annotated as olfactory receptor 14J1-like. The transcript is spliced from 2 exons. Gene Ontology annotation, biological process: G protein-coupled receptor signaling pathway. Gene Ontology annotation, cellular component: membrane. Gene Ontology annotation, molecular function: olfactory receptor activity; odorant binding. Lineage: Eukaryota; Metazoa; Chordata; Aves; Columbiformes; Columbidae. The annotation marks the transcript as partial. The record is from RefSeq and is a predicted model, not a curated record.